Messenger RNA from Melospiza melodia melodia, 7275 nucleotides. It is a transcript of the gene PPP1R16B, whose product is annotated as protein phosphatase 1 regulatory subunit 16B. Gene Ontology annotation, molecular function: myosin phosphatase regulator activity; protein binding; enzyme inhibitor activity. Gene Ontology annotation, biological process: establishment of endothelial barrier; regulation of sprouting angiogenesis. The coding region runs from base 273 to 1982 and encodes 569 amino acids. Lineage: Eukaryota; Metazoa; Chordata; Aves; Passeriformes; Passerellidae. The transcript has 11 exons. Gene Ontology annotation, cellular component: cytoplasm. The record is from RefSeq and is a predicted model, not a curated record.
AAUGUGUAGCUGAAAAUGUCAGGAAGAGGGAUGCAGUUUUGGAAGCCUCCACACAUCUGUCUGUGGCAGGGUUGAUAAAAAAUGGAAGCUCUAACCAGAAAAACAAAUAAAAAGAGGUUCCCACCACCUUCCCACCGGACCCUGCCAUGGGCCCUCCCCAUCUCAGCCUCAGCAUGCUGGCAUAGCAGCGGGAGGCUGCCAUCCAGAGGAGCUGUGCUGGGACAUCCCUUCCCCCUGGGCCAUCCUCCCCGUCCCCUGCCUGGGCAGGAGCCAUGGAUGCCCACGUGGACCUGCUGACCGAGCUGCAGCUGCUGGACAAGGUGCCCACGCUGGAGAGGCUGAGGGCAGCCCAGAAACGCAGGGCCCAGCAGCUGAAAAAAUGGGCCCAGUACGAGAAGGAGAUGCAGCACAAGAAGAGGAAGCACGAGAAGAAGAGAAAUGCUGUGAACAGAAAGAAAGUGUCUUUUGAGGCCAGCGUUGCUCUGCUGGAGGCUUCCCUGAGGAAUGACGUGGAGGAAGUGUGUUACCUGCUGAAGAGCAACAUCAGCCCCGACCUGUGCAAUGAGGAUGGGUUAACUGCGCUGCAUCAGUGCUGCAUAGACAACUAUGAGGACAUAGUGAAGCUCCUCCUCAGCCAUGGGGCCAAUGUCAAUGCCAAGGACAACGAGCUGUGGACUCCACUGCAUGCAGCAGCCACCUGUGGCCACAUCAACCUGGUGAAGAUCCUCAUCCAGCAUGGAGCAGACCUGUUGGCAGUCAAUGCAGAUGGCAACAUGCCAUAUGACCUCUGUGAAGAUGAGCCAACCCUGGAUGUCAUUGAGACUUGCAUGGCCUAUCAAGGAAUUACCCAGGAAAGGAUCAAUGAGAUGCGAGCUGCUCCAGAGCAGGUCAUGAUCUGUGACAUUCAUGACAUUCUUGCCACUGGCCAAGACCUGAACAGGACUGAUGCCCAAGGUGCUACGCUGCUGCAUAUAGCUGCAGCCAAUGGUUAUCUGCAUGCAGCUGAAGUGCUGCUUGACCAGGGGGCAAGCCUGGAUGUGAAGGACUGGGAUGGCUGGGAGCCUCUGCAUGCUGCUGCUUUCUGGGGACAGAUGCAGAUGGCUGAGUUGCUCGUGUCCCAUGGGGCUAGUUUGAGUGCCAGGACAUCUUUGGAUGAGAUGCCAAUAGAUCUGUGCGAAGAGGAGGAAUUCAAAGUUCUGCUUCUGGAGCUGAAGCACAAGCACGAUGUGAUCAUGAAGUCCCAGAUGAGGCACAAAUCCUCCCUGAGCCGCAGGACCUCCAGCACGGGCAGCCGGGGGAAGGUGGUGAGGAGGGCCAGCCUCUCGGACAGGACAAACCUUUACAGGAAGGAGUGUGAGAAGGAGGCCAUGGUGUGGCAGCAGCUGGGGGCAGCAGAAGAAGGAAGAAACUCGGCUCUCAUUGGAGAAAUUGGGGAGACUCGGUCUGACCAGGAGAAUACAGACCCUAACUCAGUGCUGGAGAACUCCUCCCUCCUCCCGGAGCUGGCGAACAAAAGCACCCAGUGUGACACCGAGAUCCCUCUGCAGAAUGGACUGAUGGCAUCUGCCAGCCCUUACCAGUACACCUUUUCCAACGGGGACAUUUGGAGCAUGCACCCUGAGCCUGACAGCAACCCUGGGCACGUGCUGCCCUACAGCAGCCCCGGGCUGCCCGAGGCACCGCAGCUCUGGGGCACCUACAAGGAGCACAACCACCAAACGCUGUCGGAGCUGAAGAGGCAGCGAGCUGCAGCCAAGCUGCUCCAGCACCCCUUCCUCAGCACCCACUUCAGCACUGGCAUGGCAGGAGUUGCUGAGAACGAGGCCAAGUCGCACUUAAUGGAGUCCAGGACUUCUCCCUACAGCUCCAAUGGGACCUCGGUGUAUUACACAGUGUCCAGUGGGGAUCCGCCCCUCCUGAAAUUCAAAGCUCCCAUGGAGGAAAUGGAAGAGAAGGUGCAUGGGUGCUGCAGGAUUUCCUAGUCUGGUCUGUGUCUCACCCCAGAGGACAGGAGAUGUGGGUUGGAUCUAUCACAGUUUGCAUUUCAAAGGGAGAAUUUGGUUAUGGACAUCCUGACUUUGGCAGUCUUGUUCAUCUCAAAUUGUACUUUGCCCUGCCAAUUACUUCCAUUGCAGCUGGAUGAGUAAUGCAGGUGGAGCAAGGCUCUUUAGGAGAGAUGCACAUCAAUCUGAUGUCAAAAGAGUCUCCUGAGUCUUGCUCCAUGAGGAAGAGGGUAUGGAGUGCUGCCUCCCCAUCCUUGGGAAGCCAUGAGAUGCCUUGGAACAAAGAAAGGAUCUGAAUUCAAAUCUUUGUGUCUGAGCCUCUUGCUGUACGCCACUGAGCAGCUGGAAGGUGACAGUUCAGACCUGUGUUGUCACUCUUGGGGGAUGCACAUAUCCAGCCCCCACAUGAGGUUUGCAAGAGUGGACAGAACUGUUUUCCACACAGCUGGAUCCAGCACUUCCUGGGCUGGAGCAACAAGCAAGCACAGAUGCUGCACUUAGGAAGUUUGCAAGGUGUUACCUCCUUGCAGUGACAGCUCACCAUCACAAACUGUGCUCUGGCUGGCUCCUGUUCUGCCCUGUCAGCUCGUCACUGCAGACUGCCAUCAGGUUUGAAGCAGAACUUUUCCUGGAACAGGCUUCACUCAAUAGGCUUUAAAACUGAUGUUGCAAUAAAGGGGCCCUGGCAAUAGAAUUUUACUGCAAUAAAAUACUGACAAAGGUCUAUAUUGGGAUAAGUAAUUUAAAAAACUUAUUUGUACUAUUUAGACUCUUAAUUUGUUAAAACUGAAAAGACUUUUGUUGAUCUCACUUUCCUAUUGAUUCUGUUUGUUUACUCUGUAUGCUCAACACAGAUAGUAGGGGCAAUAUGCUUAGUGCUCUGAUUUUUUUCUGGAUUUCCAGAACCACAGGGCUCAGGAGGGAUGGGAAGGAAAGGCUUGCCAGCACUAACCCAGGAAGGCCAUGAGAGCAUUUCUAAUCUCAUAGAUGUGAACAGCACUUGCAUGAACCUGCAGUCUUUGGCUGAGAAAUAACUGUGACUAUUGCUGUGGUAGCUGAACGCUGCAGCAGGACAGGAGAUGCUUUGUUCUGAAGCUGUCAGCAGUGGGUAGCAGCUGGCAGAGGAAGGUUUAAAUGCCUCUGUGUCUGGGGGAGUUGCCUGACACUUAACAAAGCCUCUGUGCUGUGGAGCAGCUGCAGUGCCAGCACUGUCUUGGUGGAGUUCAUGUGAGCUCUGACCGACACUGGCACGGGGUCACCUGGGGGUUUGGCACUGGCUUUACAGCAGGUUCAGGCUUUGUGUACCUGGGGGAGGUGAGAGAAGAGUGUGGGCAGCUCUGAGGAACUGGCCACACUUCACUUGUGUCUCAGAAAUAACUGUAAAUCUCUAAUUCCUCUGCACAGAGGGGCUGUCACACACCUAACUGUUUGCCUGCAUGAAUAUGUGUCUUCUUGGGCAGCUUAAAUUCCAAACUCUGAAGACAUGAACCUGUUUGGGUCUCUGUAAGCCUCAGUGGAUUAAAUCCAGCUCACUUAGUUGUGCUUCAGCCAAGAAACAGCAAACGCACCUUCCACCCAUUUUCCUUUUAUCUGGCACCUGUUGGACACCAAUAUUCCCUUUCACGUGUACUCUCCCUCUGUGGGGAUCCUCACAGCCUUAACUUUUUCUAGGCUAUAAAAAGUUGACUGAGGCUUCCAAUGACUGUUAAGUGCUACCCUCUGCCCCCCAUCAAAUCCCCCAUUGUUGGGGCUGGAUACAUUCCCAUGCAGGGCUCUGGGCUCCUCGAGGCAGCAGAGGUGGCUCUUGUGUGUCACCACUGUGCAAGUGACACCUUUGGACCAUGAGGUACCAGGCUGACAAUUCAGUGGUUUGAAUUGUAAGAUGGAAUUCUCUUUCCUCUCCAGUUUCAGGUGCAAACUAUAAAGUGGUAGCAGUUGAUGUGGUUCACUCAAAACCCCAGUUCUGCUAAAGGCAGAGCUUGAAGCAUUCAGAGAAGUUGGGCUCCCUCCAUUGUUGAAACAUAAGCUAAUUAUAGAACUAGGAAGUGCUUCUUGUGCUUGACCUUAAGGGAUUUUUGAAGUCAUUCUCUAGUAGUAAGAGGAUGAUUUGGUAACUGGAAAGACUUUACUGUAUCUGUAUGUGGUUAACAGCGGAUCUUCUGAUUACCUUGAGUAAAUUAUUCUGGGAUAACACCAAGUGUGGCCUGGCUAUUAUAGAGCAGGGGAGAUGAUUCUUUCAGGUGCCUCUCUUCUCCCAUGGGGGUGAGAUUUGUCUCCUCACGUCCAUCCUGAUGAGAUUUCUGAACUCACUCUAACAAAUUUUGGUGCCGCUAUCUACUAGGUUGUAUAUGGUGCAAAAUCUGGGCCCAGAUGUUGCCUUCCCUCCCAGCAAAGGAGGAGUAGGGCCCUUUUCCUUCUUUCUCAGAGCAACUUUGUGCUAGCAAGUCUAUUGAACCCUGCCUAAUUCCAAGGAAAUGAAAAGGAGAUUACUGAAUGCAAUAGUGUAAAGUAGUUUGAGGCUUCUUUUCACUGAGAGCUAUUAAUACAUUAAAACUGCAGGAAACCAGUCCAUUUUAGACAAACAGCUUUUUGGCUUCCACUGGUAUUUCACGUAAGUAAAACUCUGGGAACUCAUCAUCCUAGCUGUGAAUCCAGUGGUGUCUGAUCAAAUGUAAUCCAUUCUUAACAAGACAGGAGAGUUAUUAAUGGCAAGAGGCAGUAAUGGAUAAAUCUUGCAGGAUGUAUUUCACAGCCCUGCCAAGUAUUUACCUGCCACUGGCUUUGGGCUGAAGCUGCACCAGGGUGUGAGCUGGAAGGCUGUUGAAGAAUGGCCUGGGAUUCAUGCUUCUUGUGGUGACAUUUGGGAUAUAAUGGUCACUGCCUGUGCAGCACUGGCAGGGCUGUUGGUUGUAGGUCUGGGAUGAGGGAUUCUGUAAGGUGGAUAAUUAACUUGCUUCUGGUGGAUUAUUUUGUGGAGAAAAACAGACUUUUGGGGGAAUGAAAAACACAGAUUCUGUACAUGGGCAUUGUAGCAGCCUACCUCUAGGAAUAACACUUUUCACUGUAAAAUUUAGCAGUGUUACAACAAUAGUGGGGGUUUGGUAUCUGUGUGUUUUAAAGGCCGUCCCAGAGGAAAGCUCCGAGGUACAGAGCAGAGAGCACUUGGCUGUUUCAUUGGAUCUUAAUAUGGCUGAAAAUCUGUAAAACCUAGAAAUCAUGUUGUGACUGGCAUAUCUUAGUUUAUUAGAGGAGCAUUUGAGGUUUUUAUGAUUUACUGAAUGGUUUUAAGAUCAAUAAAUAUCUAAUUACAGAUUCAAGGCCAGAUUAGAGUCCCAGUUCAGUUACCAGUGAGCCAAAGGUUGUAGUUGUUCAUAGAGACUGUGCAAAGAUCUGAGGAUGUGAAUGUACUGACAGGUCAGUUGCAGGCAGAGCUGCAUGAGAAUAACCCUUCCUUCCCCUCACAUUUUCCUGUGGGCUGAAUUUGUACUGUUUCCAGUGGUUGAUGAGAGCAGCUUUACAUUCCAUGUUGAAAGAAAUUUGUUGGUUGGAGAAAAAGGUGUCUUUCAAAACAAUGUCUCUACUUUAGUGAGCUCAGCACUGAAAUGUUAGAUAAGGGCUUAAGUCCCAUGGCUGGGAUCUGUUUGAAAUCAGACCUGGAUCUGUGUUUCACAUACCACAUGAUGCGAUUUCAGCCCACCUAAUUUCACUUCUUUGGUGCUCCUGAAUCUUAAAACCCUCCCAAUUUUGGGAAGAACUGAGUGUAGCUGAUGUGAUUCUGUGCCAUCCUGGAGGUGUGGUUGAAGAACCAGCUGGAUGAGGAACUCCUGGUAGGGAAGGAGAAGAGCAUGGCAGGGCAAUAGCAAUAAUGACUCAGUGCAAUACUCAGUGGAGGCACUGAAUUGUUGAGUUUAUUGAGCAGGAUCUUAUUUCAUGGGGUGAAAUGACAUUACAACUCCUGUCUAGUGUCUUUUUUUUCAGUCUUGGAGCUCUGAUUAUCCCCAUCAUCCCUGCUGGAACUAAAUCAGUUACCAUAGAAAAGGGAAUAUCCUGAGAAAGCAAUAGCACUGGUCUCCAGUGAGCCAGGGGUGAGCUGUCUGUCUGUCUGCUGGAAGGUUUCUCCUACACCUGGGUUAUUUCUGUGCCUUAUACUUGCUAAAGGUAACUUGUCUCUGGAAGGUUUGUGGUGACCAUACAGUUCUUGCUGAUCUUUAACUUGGAGACUUUUGCCAGGGAAUAACAGUCCAGAGCAUGCCAGAUUGUGACAUUAUUAUUUUUCUCUUUCAAUUUCUCUCCUGAGCACCACUUCUCUCUUCCUAAAUACACAGAAAGGAAAUGCACAGGGGCUUCAUUGUAUCUUAACAAAUCACAUUGACUGCUUUGGUGUGUCAGUUCUCUACAGGAAGAAUCCAGAACAUGCUUGCAACAGCAAGGUCUCACCUCUUACACCAGAACACAUUUACAUUUUUUGGUUUGUUUUGCUGUGCAACAGAACAGUUCUCCCUGGUUGUUCUUCACCUUUAUUCUGUUUUCACGUUGGCCAAACUGCCAAUGGACUUCUCAGUUCCCUCACACAAUUCAAGUACCACUGGGCUCUCUGGGCAACAUCUGCCAUGGCACAGUUGUGACCUAGAACAUUUUGCUGUAUUUCAACCACGGAAGCUGUAGCAGAGGAGACUCUGCUCGAGAUACCUGUUCCCAAAGCUACACCAAUGCAAUGAUCUCCACCACAGCUGGAGGGGACACACGGGUUUUUAAACAGUGCAGAUGCAGCCUUAGCAUUGCCACCACCAUGUCUUCAGCCUUUAGAUUGCAGUGAGAGGUUGCAGGAGUGUGGAUAAGCCUGGUACAGGACAGUAAGAGAUGAUGGCAAGCCUUCUGCAAUAACUCGUAAUUCCAUUGAUCAGUAGUAAAACAUGUACAGAUAAAACUUGAUGAAAUGUAUUUUAUGUGAAGAAAAAAAAAUAAUGUAAGAACUGUAUAUUGUAUUAGCAGCUUUGUGUAUAAAAUGGCAUUUUGGCAAUCAGAGUCUAAUAUAUUUAAAACUUUUUUUAAAAAAGGAUAUUUGAUAUUGUAUGGAAUUGACUUUAUUGCUACUGUAAGUAUGAAGAUGGUUUCUUAACAUGUUGAAGCAAUGCAUAAAAUCUUAAACUUUAUGUAAAACUCAUGCCAAAAGCGUAUGUUUGACAGUAUUAGCACCUGACUCAGUGUCUUUAAUAGAGAGAUUGAAUUUUUUAAUUUAAAAAUUAUAUUAAAUUUCUUUUAAUAAUACAAA